Molecule: messenger RNA, 4132 nt
Organism: Cynara cardunculus var. scolymus (artichoke)
Lineage: Eukaryota; Viridiplantae; Streptophyta; Magnoliopsida; Asterales; Asteraceae
Product: DNA replication ATP-dependent helicase/nuclease DNA2
Exons: 34
Coding region: 1-4104 (1367 amino acids)
Biological process (GO): replication fork reversal
Cellular component (GO): cytoplasm
Molecular function (GO): single-stranded DNA helicase activity; 5'-flap endonuclease activity
Source: RefSeq, a predicted model, not a curated record
AUGGCGCCGAGAAAGAAAGCCGCCGCCGGAGCAUCGAAGAAAUCAAACCAAAUCCAGCAACAACCAUCUCAGAAACCCUCCAAGUUUGGCAUCCAGCAUUUCUUCGAACGCCACACGCAAAACUCUGUCUCCCAAAACCCACAAAAACAACAACCCGCCAUUGCAAAAGAAUUUUCGGUCGACGUCGGCUCGGUUCCAGAAAGACCACUCGACCCAGUUGCCAGUACCAGUACUGGUGUUGUAGUUCGCCAGCAAUCUGAUAGCAGCUUCGGUACAGGAAUAAACCCUAGAAAAGAUUUGGGUUUGGAGAAUGCGAACAAUAAUGGUGACAAAAAUCCUUAUCAAAGUACAACUAUUGAGGAUUUGACACCAGUUGCUAGGGAUGAUGCUACUGGAAAUCAAUUGGAGGUUUCGCCCGAGUUCUGCAAGUCUGUUUCUCGCAAACGAAUCAAGUUUUCCCCUGGGAUGUUGAUACACCAAAGCCAGGAUGAUGGAGGUGAUGAGGUCACAUGGAGGAUUUCUCCGGUAAAUGAGCGUCUUCAUGCAUUAACAAAGAAUUUAGUGGAGGUGCGAAAAGUUUUAGGAGAAUCUUCGCGGUUCAACAUUGUGAAAUUCAAACCAAGUUCCGAGAAGGCAUCUGCUGAAAAUUCAUUGAAGUUCUUAAAGGGGAUCACUUUGGGAAAAUGUAACCUUGACCAAGAUAUGAUUUCAUUCUGCAAUAAUGAGAAAGCAACUGAUAAGAAUAAUAUAAACUUUAGGAGUCCUUUUAAGACUCCACCGUCAUGCCACAAUAAGACAGCUGAUAGCGAUGAUACCUAUGAAGAAUCAACUCAGUUGGGUUUAAGGCAACACAAAAAGGCAUUGCUUGAACUUCUGGAUCAAGUAGAAGAUGCAAUUUGUGUUGAAGAUCAAGUAUGCACGGAUAAGAGCACAUCGUAUCAAAAUGAACACUCUAAUGAAAGAUGUGUUGAACCUGAUGUUGCUGUGGAAGGACUUGCAGUUGGCUCAAGUUCAACAAGAAAGGUCAAGACAGAAUCUUCCAAUGUUUAUUUUCUUGUGUUCGAGGUAUCAGAGAAGCAGUUUGUUGGUUCAAAUGGAUCUCAGUGCUCUUCAAAGGUCUUAAGGUUACUGAAUGAGCAAUGUGGAGAAGAGCGUUCUGUGUAUCUGUCAGAUGAGUGGUUUUAUAGUGUCAUAGCACCUGGAGAUACUGUACAUGUUAUCGGUGAAUUCAAUGAGGGAAAAUGUGAAGUGAACCGUGACAACAAUUUUCUAAUUGUUCACCCCGAUAUAUUGGUGUCUGGAACGCGGGUAGCUGGGAGUUUCAGCUGUCCACGCAGGACUGUGCUGGAUGAGAGGUUAAAGAGCAAUGAGCAGUCAGCUUCAGCACUAGUUGGCACCUUACUCCAUCAACUAUUUCAGGCUGGACUUAUUAGGGAAACUCCAACAAAAGAGUUCCUGGAGGAGUAUGCUAGAGUUUUGCUUCAGAAAAAUUAUGAGAGCCUGUAUGCUUGUGGAGUAUAUGAAGGUGAUAUUCACAAGACGAUGAUUGAUGCAAUUCCAAGGUUAUUAAAUUGGAUUUUGCUCUUUCGAGACUCACAGGGCCCUAUGACUCCUAGUGUUGAUUUUGGCUCUGUUGAUGGACAUAAGAAGGUGAAUAUAUCUGAGAUUAUUGAUAUUGAGGAGAUGGCAUGGGCUCCAAAGUACGGGUUGAAAGGAGUGAUAGAUGCGUCUGUGCAUGUAAAAGUCACUUCUAAAGCUAAUGGAACCAAUGAUUUUAUCAUGCCUUUAGAGUUCAAAACUGGAAAAGCUACCAAUGGGCAGGCAGCCAUGGAACAUAGCGCCCAAGUGAUGUUGUACACUCUUCUUAUGUCUGAAAGGUACAAAAAGAAUAUAGAUUAUGGUCUACUAUAUUAUCUCCACACUGAUCAGACACAGGGAAUUGCGGUUCGACGUUCCGAUUUGGUUGGGCUAAUUAUGCGACGUAAUGAACUUGCAAGCGAUAUUUUGAAGGCAUCAACAACGCAACAAUUUCCACCAAUGUUGCAGGUCCCAAACAUGUGCAAAAGUUGCAGGCAUCUUAAUGCUUGUACAAUCUACCAUAAGGCACACAAUGGAAGCAUUGAGGGCAGCGGUUUAGGCGAUGUUUACAGCUCACUUGUGAACCAUUUAACGACUGCUCAUUGUAUCUUCCUUAAGAAAUGGGAAAGGUUGAUUGACUUGGAAGCAAAUGAAUUGGAGGUUGUGAGGAAAGAAAUGUGGAGCUCACAUAUGAAGAGUGCACAGGCAAGUACUUGUCUGUCCUCCAUUGUUCUUGAUACUUCAGACCAAGUCCCACAGAAAAACUUCGCUCAAGCCAACCGGUUUCUUUAUCGCUUUAUGCGCCAAGAUUUGCCUCAACCUCAUAGAAGAGUCCAUGAUGGUGAUGAUUUAAAUCCUUCAUCUUCAGGACAGAACUUGGAAUGCUCACUUAAAACUGGAGACUAUGUGAUCUUGAGUACUGAUCCUGGUCGUCUUGUGGUUGGAAGAGGUGUCAUAAUGGACAUCAGUCGCAUCAAUGUCACGGUUUCCUUCUCAAAGCGUCUAAGGCUUCCAGGGAGCAGUCCUUCUAAAAUCAUCCAUGAUCUUUGUCAAGAGGUUUGGCGGAUCGAUAAAGAUGAAUUUACAGCAUCCUUUGCGACAAUGAGGUUCAACCUCAUUCAAAUGUUUCUACAAGAUGAGAGGAGUUCCCACCUUCGAAGUAUGAUUGUGGACCUUCAUGCUCCUCAAUAUGAUGGUGGUUGUAUAUUCAGUCAAGAUCCUGCUGUAUCAUAUAUUUGGUCAGAGAAGACUUUAAACGACGAUCAACGGAAAGCAAUAUUAAAGAUACUUACCGCAAAGGAUUAUACACUUAUCCUUGGAAUGCCAGGUACAGGCAAGACUUCCACCAUGGUCCAUGCCGUGAAAGCAUUGUUGAUGAGAGGUGCCUCCAUUUUGCUCACGUCCUACACAAACUCUGCUGUUGAUAAUUUGCUUAUCAAAUUAAAAUUUCAGGGCAUUGAUUUUAUACGUAUUGGUAGAGAGGAAGCCGUGCAUGAGGGUAUUCGUGGGAAUUGCAUUAAUGCGGCUGAUAUGCAAAGCACCAAAGAUAUUAAGCUGAGACUAGAUGAAGCCAAGGUUGUUGCGGUGACAUGCUUAGGAAUAACCAGUCCGCUGCUUUCUGACAAGAAAUUUGAUGUAUGCAUUAUGGAUGAAGCUGGACAAAUCACACUUCCAGUCUCAUUGGGACCUUUGAUGUUUGCAUCAAAGUUUGUACUUGUGGGAGAUCAUUAUCAAUUGCCUCCACUUGUGCAGAGUACUGAAGCUAGGGAAAAUGGAAUGGGUGUAAGCCUUUUUUGCAGACUUUCAGAAGCACAUCCCCAGGCCAUUUCAGCUUUGCAAAGCCAGUACCGUAUGUGUGCACCCAUUAUGGAGCUAUCCAAUGCCUUGAUAUAUGGUAAUAGGCUCUGUUGUGGUUCUCCUGAUGUAGCAAAUGCAAAACUUGAGUACACAAGUUCAACAUCUUUGCCAUCAUGGCUGAAUAAGGUUCUGGAUCCACUCAGACCAGUAAUAUUCAUUAAUACAGAUCUUUUACCUGGUUUAGAGGUUAAAGAUUGCAAGACGGUAAAUAAUCCACUUGAAGCAUACAUAAUCACAGAGAUAAUUGAUAAAUUGAGUUGCCAAGGCAUCCAGGGAGAAGAUAUUGGUGUUAUAACUCCUUACAACUCUCAGGCCCACCUCAUUAAACAACAUGUUACACAAUCAGUGGAGAUACAUACCAUCGACAAGUACCAGGGAAGGGACAAAGAUUGCAUAUUGGUGUCGUUUGUAAGGUCAAGCAACAAUCCAAAGAACUGCAAAUCUUCACUGCUUGGUGACUGGCACAGGAUCAACGUCGCCCUCACCCGUGCCAAGAAAAAGCUGAUUAUGGUUGGGUCACAAAGAACACUUUCAUUUGUUCCAAUACUAAAGCUUCUAAUGGAAAAGAUAGAAGAAUGUUCCACUUCCAUAUUGAAUGUUUGUAAGGAGGAUAUUGAUCUUAACAACCACCACAAAGGAGGGCUCAAGAGAUGCUCCCAGUUGAGGUAGUUUUUUUUAAUUAUCUUCACAUACAUUC